Molecule: messenger RNA, 1507 nt
Organism: Arachis stenosperma
Lineage: Eukaryota; Viridiplantae; Streptophyta; Magnoliopsida; Fabales; Fabaceae
Product: malate dehydrogenase
Exons: 7
Coding region: 74-1072 (332 amino acids)
Biological process (GO): tricarboxylic acid cycle; malate metabolic process; oxaloacetate metabolic process
Molecular function (GO): L-malate dehydrogenase (NAD+) activity
Source: RefSeq, a predicted model, not a curated record
CACACUCUCCCUUUGACUAACCUACGCUACUAUUCCUCAUUUCUUCUUCCAUUUUCUUCGAUCGACGGUUCCAAUGGCCAAAGAUCCAGUUCGCGUUCUCGUCACCGGUGCUGCAGGGCAAAUCGGGUAUGCUCUUGUCCCUAUGAUUGCUAGGGGAGUGAUGCUCGGCGCUGACCAGCCUGUGAUCCUUCACAUGCUUGAUAUCCCACCAGCAGCAGAGGCACUGAAUGGUGUUAAAAUGGAGUUGGUUGAUGCUGCAUUCCCUCUUCUCAAAGGUGUUGUUGCUACAACUGAUGUGGUUGAGGCAUGCACUGGUGUCAAUAUUGCCGUAAUGGUUGGUGGCUUCCCAAGGAAAGAAGGUAUGGAGAGGAAAGAUGUAAUGUCCAAAAAUGUCUCCAUUUACAAGUCCCAGGCUUCUGCUCUUGAAAAGCAUGCCGCUGCAAACUGCAAGGUUCUGGUUGUUGCUAACCCGGCAAACACCAAUGCUUUGAUCUUGAAGGAAUUUGCUCCAUCCAUUCCUGAGAAAAAUAUUUCCUGUUUGACUAGACUGGAUCACAACAGGGCCUUGGGUCAAAUUUCUGAAAGACUGAAUGUUCAAGUUUCUGAUGUGAAAAAUGUUAUUAUCUGGGGUAACCACUCAUCAACUCAGUACCCUGAUGUCAACCAUGCAACUGUUAAAACCCCAGCUGGGGAAAAGGCUGUCCGGGAGCUUGUGGUUGAUGAUGCCUGGUUGAAUGGUGAAUUCAUAACUACUGUCCAACAACGAGGUGCUGCAAUCAUUAAAGCUAGAAAGCUCUCCAGUGCACUAUCUGCUGCCAGUGCUGCAUGUGACCACAUUAGAGACUGGGUUCUUGGAACUCCUGAGGGUACCUGGGUGUCAAUGGGAGUUUAUUCUGAUGGAUCUUACAAUGUGCCUGCUGGACUGAUCUAUUCAUUCCCUGUCUACUGUCAAAAUGGAGAAUGGAAAAUUGUUCAAGGACUUAAUAUUGAUGAGUUCUCAAGGAAGAAACUGGACCUGACAGCAGAAGAGCUCUCCGAGGAGAAGGCCUUGGCUUACUCAUGCCUCUCUUAGACCGCUGCUUGUUUACUUUUGCCUUGUGACAAUCGCGGUUUCCCUUGUUUACCUAUAGAAUUAGGCGCAAUUUUUGAAUAAUGCCUUUCCAAGAUCCGGAGAAACUUUUGAUGGAGUCUCCAUUUUUUUGGAAAUUACUUGUGUAUUGUAGUGUCUGUUCCGUAGUAUAUUUGAGCUUCAUGAUUUUUAACUCAUGGCCAUGGAUCAGAGGCGUAAUCUUAUAUGCUUAUGAAGCUUAUGUGACCAAUCUAGGUCUUUAUUUUCGGUUUUUGGUGUGUGAAUGCCAAUGCAAGUCUUUUCUUUUUUUUCUUUCUAUUUUCAUCAUGUACUUGGUGGAAACAAUGUUUUGGUAAUUUGGUUAUACUUUUUUACUAGUGUAAGUCGUUACAAAGGGUCAAUAACUCAAAAUAGUAAAGUCAUAUUUCUUCUCUCUGA